AGUUGGAAUUAAUCUCUUUCUUUACCCCUGGAAAAAGGAGUUCAAAAAUAUUAAGGCUUUUGUCUGAUCCUAGGAAAGUAACUCCGAGGCAUGUGCUAACCCUUGACUCCCAGCAUUAGAGCCUGCUCCAGGACCUUCAGCUUGUUGCUCCACAGAUGUUUGCCUCAUCCCCCUCUGCUUCGGUCUCUUCACUAAAGUUUGACUGCUGAGAAACUAUGGCAAGGGGUGAGAUGAGCUCUUCACAGCAGGGGAAGGUGGCAGAGGAGAACCCUGGUUACUGUGCGGGCUGUUUCCUCCUGGUGGUGCUGACAUCGGGUGGGAUCCAGCCCCCAGAGUGCUCCCGGGGGUGCUUUGCGGUAUCCUGCCUGGGUCUGUGGAGCUGAACGGGGCUGAUUUAGGGAGAGCCUGGGAGACGAUCUUGAAAGUUAAGGGUUAAACUCUGGCCAGCUGGACUUUAAGUAGCAGGCAGCAUUCAAAGCACAGCGGACAAGUGGGAUGUGAGAAGCCGGAAUAUGCAGGCAUUGGGAAUUGUGGGUGGCAUUGAAAAGCCAAAUACAAGAACAGAAACAUAUAUUUUAAUAUAUAUUUCCAUUACAGACACAAGCACAAAUUGUGAGGUGGGGGUGAAGUGCAUCUCAAGAGCAACAUAUGUGUUAUCUCAUGCCUCCAUCUAAGUAUACAAGCAUGGGAUUAAUGUCUAUUUAACAUAAAGCUGAAAGUUUGGUGUACAGAUGGUAGGAAGUUGGGCAACAGCAUGUGUAGCUUGUAGCAUAGAUCUGUCUUAAAUGAAUGCUAUCACCUAGCGUUGUUUCUCACAAAAUGUUACCCUUCAAAUCCGUCCCUAACCCACUUGCAAUGAUGCUAAGCUGCCUCUUCAGCACAGGCGUACUCAGGAAAUUAUAGGCCAGUGAGUCUGAUCUCAGGCUAGGUAAGAAUCUAAUGACGAUAAAAUGAGAUGAGAACACAAAGCAGUGGGAGAAAUAUGAGUCGAUAAAAAUCAGCCAGUGUGGCUAAAUCUUGUCAGGCAAAUGUAGUGGGGUUUCUCCCUGCCCCUGCUUUUAAGGUGAUGAUGCAGUGAGCAGUCGCACACAGGAAGCGAUGGACACAGACAUCUGUAAGACACUUGGCACAGCGAGGCAUAACAGACUGAUGGGUAGGAUUAGUAGGUACAAAAUGUGCCCGGGAGAUACCAAAGGAGCAAAUGUGACUGGCAUGCUGAAAAACUCAUUGCAUGCAGAUUUCGGAGCCAUGCACAGACAGCUAAUACGCAGAAUCUCAUACCACACUGUGUGCAAAAUAAAUACUGUUAAUGCUGUUUGCAGGUGGGGAAACAGGUCCAGCGAGAUGACAUGAUUUGCCAAAAGGGAGAGCAAUGGAACUGGAAAUAAUGCUUUCCAGAUUAAUUUCAUUAGUAUGGUGUACUGUGACUGUUUUGGUAUAUCCCUGCUCUAGCCAAAUAAUUGUGGGGUACCGAGAGAGGCUUUACAGAGAACCUCGGUCUAUGUUCAGGCAAUUUUGCUUCAGAAUUUUCUUCUGUGCCUAUUUAUGAUGAUCUUCUUUGUCUUUAUGAGUCUCACCAAGCCUAUCUUGAAAGAGAACUUACCUUUCAAUCUGCUGUUAUGGAGGUCAAAUGUUAGGAGCAUGCUUUUAGGGAAAUAUCUUUGACCUCAUUGAUUAUGUUGUAGCUCUGGCUUUUCUAAAGAUUAGGACACUGUCUGCUUUAGGAAUGCAACUGAAAAUAGCACUUUUAUUCUCUGCUCUCUGUUUGCUCUCUAAAAUUAAAUGCUCUUGUGGUCUGAGUGGAAGCCAAGAGUGGUAGUAUGCAACACUUUAGCUGCAGCUGGCUGGCUUGGAGACCUCUCAACUGGUCUUCACAAAUUUUCUGCCAAGUGGGGAUGAUAAUGCUUCACUAAGAUGCCCUGCUCAUGCAGGGAGCUGGGAAGUGACUGACUUUGUAUCUGUUGUGUUUAGUCCCUUUGAGCCUUUCUGUAAGGGGCAUAAAACAGCCACUUGAGCAGAAUCCAAAGCUCUCUCUUCAGUUCCAUGCUUUUUUAGUGGAUCAGUUCUGUGUUUUCCAUUGUAUUUAAAAUUAAUCUACUUGUAGAUCCCUGGUUUUAGCUGAAGUAAUCCCCAAGUUGUCCUUCAUGGGCUGUAUUCCUUCACAAAUGAUCCUCUUAACACUGCUUAUUUUUAUAGACCUUUCCUUAUAAUAUACUUGAUAAUUCUGUGAGAUAUUGGUCUGUCACUUACUGAAGACUAUAAAUUUCUUUCAGAAUCUUUUUGUUGAUUGUCCCAAAUGAAUUUUGCCUGGCAGCUGCAGAUAUUACUUUAAAAUUUCCUGUGGCACACCUGACUAAAACAUCACUGUGCUGGCAGUUUUGGGGUUUCGUAUUCCCAGGCCAGUCAUGGGCUGCAGGCAAGUCAUGUCAGUAUUGUUGAGUGCUUACCAGUAAAUGGGUUUAAUAGUAGGGUUUUCACAAGGAAUUAAAUACCAGCUCUGUCAGUGAAAGGUUUUAUCUCUAAUGUAAGGAAGCGCGAGUGAGGAUUUGUACUGACCUAACUAACUCUUCAUCUCAGUUGUGGCCACCAAAUCUUCAGAUCACCCCAAGAGCUGCAAAAGCUGCAUUGUCAGUGUUGCAUGAUGGAGGUAACAAGGCAGAGUUUCAGUCACUUGCCUGAAGUUACAGAACAGUUCAGUAGCAGAGCUUGGAGCUGUUUCUGCAGAUGUGCGUAGCAAGGUCUGUAGCUUGCCAUGCAAUGGGCAGGACAAUACAAAGGCUGGAAGAAGGCGGCUGGGAGAAAUGUCCUUGUUUGGGGAAAUGAGUUCCCAACACAGGCUGAGGAAUGCUAGAAAAAGGGUUUAUCCAAUACUUCUCUGGAGGUGAUAAAUGUUAGCGGGAACCCGAUGGAGUGCAAACUCUAACUCUGAGAAUUAUGAGGGAAAUCAAUGUCAAGACAAUGUUUUCUGUGCUUGUAUAGCUUCAGAAAUGAAAGCUCCACCUUGACUUUGGCUGGGAAUUUGGCUUUGGCUGGUGGGCAGUGUUGCCCACCAUCUGAUCUCUGUGUACUUCUGUGCCUUGAAAAAUAAACAACUUUUUACUGUCCUUUGAGACAGGGUGUUUUAAGGAUGCAAGUUGUCUAGAGACUGCAAGAGGCAUCUAGGAGCUGGGACUUUCAGAGGUCUAAGCUGGCUGUCUCACAGUGGGUAGGUCAUUAGCCUGCUGCCAGCCACGUUUUCUUUGUGUUUGAUCAGUAUAGACGUUUACUUUGGUUGCACCACAGGAACAGUGUGUGAAUAGGUAAAUAAUUGUUUAGAGUGGCUUGUUUAGUCUCACGUGGCCUUUUUCGCUCAUACAAAAUGCUGACAGGGGAGCAAGUCCUCCUAAGGGUUACUGUUUCCUUCAGCUCCCACCUGAAGCUUCUCCAUUAGCUCAAAAUGAUUUGAGCUGCAGUUGUGCUGAUGGCAGUGUAUGGAGAACACCAAACAAGGGCAGAAGCGAAUCCCUAGCAAGGAUGAAAUGCAAGAUUCACCCUUUGGUUUUGAUACUGUGCAGUGUUGUGCUCUAUACGUGACUGGCAAAGUGGGUAAGUGUGCCCAUCUGCACAUCGAGACCUUUCUACCCCACCCGUGGCUGUUUGGUUGCUGCCCCUCAUGCUCAAAAUAGAGCUGUUUCUUAGGGAACUCCCCUUCCUCCAGCCGCUAGCGCUGGGCUGCACAGUGGAGAUAGUGUUUGCAUCUGGUAUUGAGCCUUUUGCUGCCUGCAGAUAUCCUCGGUAUCGGACACAGCUGUUUGGACAGUUUUCUGAGUCAUUAAUCCAGGCAGGCGAGUAUUGAGAUAGUUUCCUCCCAAUUGUCUCUGCACUCCCUUGUCCCAUGAAUACAUCCAUGGACUAAUUUUUCAUUUGAGUGAAGGAUGAGGCUCCUUUCACCUCCCUGACAAUGCAGAACGCAGCAGCAUUUGGCUUGGGCAUCGCAGCGCAGCUGGCUGACUCGUAUUCCUCGUGACCACCCCUGUCCUGGUGGUGAGACCCUUUCAUGGGGCUGUGCUAUUUCUAGUCACUCUCAGAUUUGUGGCUGUGUGCCCUUUCACACAGGAGUUUGAAUUUCCAUCUCCUGCUGACGUGCUGUAGUGGCCUGCCUGGGCUGCCUGCUCCUGCACGUGUUCGCUUUGCAUCCUUGUGCUGUCUCCCUGAGCCUCCCUCUUCACCUGUGAAUGACUGUGGGGCAUAACAGCUUUAAUUCCUCCUCUCCAUCCCAUUACCCUGCUGCUCACCUGCUUGGGAGAUGAUGGAAAGGACUCAUGUUUGAAACACCAUGAAGGGCAAGGCCACCCCCAGAGUCUCCAUCUUCCCCAACCAACAGGAGUAAUUAUUCAAGCCUCUCUCUCUCAUGAAUAGUUUUGAGAUCAUGUGUUUUGAGCAUAAUAUCCUUAGAGCUGUUUUGCCACUUGAGCCCUGGAUCCCUGCUCCAUGUCAUUUUAUUUUUGCCUCUCCCAGCUUGAUUAUUGAUGAGAGCAAUUUGAAGUACGUGCCACUUUAUUCGGCAGGAACAAACUAGGUGUACAAGAGAGAAAAAUAUUCCCAUCCUCUUUGUAGGAGAUUGAGCAAUGUGCUUCCAAAUCUCUGCACACAUGUACUGUCAUUGAUUCAUGUUUCUGAGGACAACUCUGUCAUUUGCAUACAGAUGACUGUGGUUCUUCCAGGCUUUGCUAUGCCUCAGGCUGCAGCUGGGCUUCAUGUUCAUGCUAUGGAACAUGUUCCCAAUCUGUAUCUGUCACUGCUACUUAAUGAAAAAGCUAAACAUCGCUUCUCUUGCAGGCUCCUCUAAUGGUUCAAUUUUAAUUUGUGUGUUGCUGACUGAUUUUCUGUUUAGGCUAUGAUAAAUAAAAAUUAGACAUUCAGAACAGAUCUCUAGCUAGUGAUGUCAACAUGUUUUGCAAAUUUAAUUUAUACCUCACAAUAUCCCUGCAAUCUGCUUUCUUCCGAGAGGGAAACUGAGGCAACCAGAGGUGACCAAGGAAACUGAGAGUCCUAAUGCUGGAAGCAAAUCUAUUGCUGCCAGUACAGGGUCACUGGCCAUGGUCCAGUUAACAUCUGUGUGUGCCAGCCAGGGGCUAGUCUGAGUUACCAAGGGCAUCAAUUGAAAGCUCUGGAAAAUCUAGUUGUAGUGAUUUAAGGCAAUCCCAUCCAUGACUGCUCUGUUUCUCUGCUGGACAUGAAUGUCACUGCAGCAGAGGCUGCAGGAAGCAGCAUACUCCUGUAUGUCAGCCCCUCCAGUCCGAGCCUCGUGUUUCGUUAUAAACCUUCUUCUAGCUGAAACAGAAACACCCGACUUUGCAAAGAAAUGGUUCAAGUGUGGUAGAAUUUCUUCUUUCUUGGCUUUGCGCUAAGGGUCUUCUCAUUUGAGGGGUUUCUGUAAGACUUUGUUCCUAGAAGUCAUUGGAAUGGAAAUGAAGUGUUUCACUGGACAUUUAGAAGUGCCACUGCUGCCAUGGUAUGUGCAAGUGAUAUAUAUGCACAUUUAUCUACUCCUGACAUCAAUGUUCAGUGUGUUAAAAUGAUGUUAAUGUUCAAACUCCAGAAUUUUAUGCUGAAUGGGAAUGAUAUUUUCAUGUGCUGCUCAAUACCUGACUUUCUGACAUUCCUGGAUGUUAGUAAGUAUUAUAAUUAAAUAAGUGUUGUCUCCUUACAGUUUUCUUGUAGAAAUGCCUGUCCCUUUUUAAAACUGAAACGUGUGAUUAGAAUUGUUGUAUGGGCUUAAGUUCAAGGUGUAGGCUGCACCUUUCAUUGCCUGUAAAGGUCCCUCAUGUAAGCAGGAGUAGCUAUUUGUAAGCAACAUUAUCUGCCAACAAUACAGGUUUCAUGGACAUUUUGCCUGAAUAAUUAUCUGUGUUGAUACUGUAUUCAGUACUGCCAUUGCCAGAGACCUUUAAAAUGGGUGUAACCAUGUCUGUUUUCAUAAAAAGGAAGAGAAACACCACUGCUUAAGACUGAGGGCAGAAAAUUGUGAUUCAAGACCCAACUUGAGCCAAGGAGAUCAUUAGGGAGGAAUUAAAUGCCAUUACUAAUCAGGAGCAGGUCACUUACAAAAUUCCUCAGACCCUGGAAUUCCAUGGAUUUCAGGAUAGUCUCAGUCUCAUGACUGACUGCAAUGAUGUAGAGUCCAUCCUGCCUCUGAGUCCGUCAGUGCUUUUAUCAAUGAUGGAAGUGCUCACAGAGGAUACCAGAUAACUUAAUUUAAUUUUAAAAUAAAACAUUUGUACCACCAAAGCAAUAAAAUCCAAUAAAUUCACAAAUGACCUCCCAGCUGUAGUGCUGUAAAAAUCCUAAAUGGAAAUCUGAACUCCAUCAGCCCUUCAUUUCUUAAAAACAAAAUAGAUAGAUACAUCAAAAGGACCAAUAACAGUUUGGGAAGGUAGGAGGUCUGUGUGAUAAAACUGGCACUUGCUGCCUUGGCUAUGGAUCAGUAACAAGGAAAAGCCUAAUAGCAUUUUUAUAUAGCUGAAGCAGCUUGUGAAUGCAUGUAGCACAUCCACAGAGCUUUCUGUUCAAAAGGCAGAAGCCAAAAUCUCAGCCUUGGUCAUUAAAGCAACCAUCACCAAUUGGAGGGGCUGCUUGAUUCACUCUCUGAGAAGUACAGCCCGUAAAGGAGCCUGUCUGUCUACAGCUCACUCUCAAACCUGUUGCUAGCGCCAACACAACCAUCUUGCCGUGGGAUGCAGGCUGGUUUGGCCGCUGUACAGCAGAUGUUCAUGCUCGUCGUCAGCAUCGACCCAAGGAGCCGGCUGGGGCCUCCUGAGCCUGGGCUGAAUUCCAGGCUGAGGUUGGCUAUUGCUACGAGUUGCUCACUGAAAAUGGUAAGGGUGAGGCCCUAGGGGCACUUGGUGGGCAUGUAGCUCGGGUCUGGUUGAAGGCAUCAUCCCUGCGUGACAGUGACUCCAUUUUACUUUGUUUACAUGGCCUUUGAUGGAGGAAGAGCAAGAUAUGAAUAAGGGUAUAAAAAUUUGAGCUUUAAGGGCAAGGUGCACAGAUCAUGCUGCCUUCUUAGGGUCCCUGGUUUAGUUAGACCUGUCUGUGGUCAUGGCAGGUGGUCUAGACUUUUGUGUUAUUGAGGAAAUUAAUGGCUAAUUAAAAAUUCUUUAGUUAGAUUAGUACCAGAUGUUUCACAAAGCACUGUUAUAAAUAUCUCUCCAGCUGCCUUUGCAAAAUCCAGUUUGAUAAUGCAGGCUCCUACUGGUCUUCAGUUUGAGAAAAUAUACUUGACAAAGUUUUCAUUUUUGGAUCAAGUUUAUGUAAAUAUUUAAAGACUUAUCGGAUUAAUAGGACUUUACAAUAACUCCAGAAGCACUCUUCUACUUCACGAAUACAAGCAGUGUCUUUUUAUACACAGCAGCAACCUCUGAAGAUGGAUGACAGCUCUCAGUUUGAUUGUCAAUUUCGUGUUUAUACUCUGUUUGACAGAUAAUAUUUUCAUGGUGAUUUACUCUUCCUCAUAAUUAGAUGUAGCAAUUAGAAUAUCUUAUAUAUUACGCUGGAAUUUUCUUCCAGUGAUGCUGUAGCUGGGUGGUCUCUCAGAUACCUGUUCCACAGCAGAGCAAGCAUGGGAAUUAACUCUCCACCACGCCAAUCUGUCUUCUUUUUUUCCCCCUUUGAAUCAUUUUAGUCUCCUGGUACUGGGGAACUUCCACUGUUUUCCCAGGAUAUUCCCUAUCCCCAGUUGAUGUUUGUUUGUCUUAUCUUUACUGAAAUUAGUUCCUUACAGAUCUGAUGAGCUGGCUUGCUAUCUUUUGCUGGGCAGCAGCAUCCCUCCUCCUUUGUCGCAGAAAACAGAUGCUCUGCCAUGUCCCUUUGGUACCCCAAGGAAUGCUUUUUCAUUUCACCAUCAACGCAGAAAAAUGGUCAGAGAUGGAAGAAACAUACAGAGAACUGAGCACCUGACAACAUUGGCAGCACCGCCCACAGCCGUGUAUCCUCUUGUCCUUGGCCUCUUAAAAACAGCUUUCCCUGCUCACUCUCGCAAAGCACAUACUGCAGUAAAGAUGAGAAUUCCCAGCCGGAGGUUGCCGCUGGGGCAGUAUUCAGCAUCAAGGUUGAUACGCAGAAGAGAGGCACGGCUGUGUGUCUAUUUUCCAUGUACAGUUAUUACACAAGUAAAUUAACUGUAAACAUACAUCUCCAUAAUGAAUGCUUGUGUGUCAAAAUGCCCAGUUUGCAUGGAAAAGGUUGUAGUAUUUGCACAUACAAAUUGGGUGCACAAUUAUGUAGUUUAAAUGACUGAACGCACUGGUAUGCUUACAAAUUCUUGCAGUCAAUGUCUUCCAGCACAGGGGCAGAACCACAGGGAAAGAAGUCCAAACGCAGCCAGAGCAGUGGUUCUCAAAGUCUCAUCUCCUCAUCUCCAACACUAUCAGAGUUGCGCUGCCAGCAUUUUAAUGGGAUGCUCCCAGGAAAGGGUCCCGUAUCUGGUGGCGAGCUGGUAGUUUCUAAAAGGCAGAGGGAUAUGAGUUUCAGGUUACUUCCCACCAUCUGGACUGCAGAAAUGCUGAGCUGAGGCUGGGCAAGGGCACAGCGCUGCAAAGCACCUCUGAUGGGUAGCAGCUGGGCUGCACUGUCCCUUCUUCACCUGGUGCAAAAGUGAUACUCGCAUCCUUGCUGGGCCAGCUGGGGAGCAGGAGAGCUGGCCCCACAGCGGGAGAGCAGCAUGCUGAGAAAGCAACAACCUGCCCUGAAAGGCUGAAAGCCUGAGCGAGCAGCAGCGAAUAUAAUGUUUCAUUGGUGCAGCUGCAAAACAAGGCAACUUUUGUAGAUUUUUGUCACUGUGUGGAGAGCUGGUUGAAAGCUUUAGGAGGUGAGCCGUGUUGUUCUUUGGCUAUAACACGACUUACUGGUUUCCUCUGGACAGGAAGAUGUAGCAUGUGCACACGUGUGUGGAUGUGCAUUUUGUUCCCCACCAGCUUCCCUUGGCUAAAGGAGAACCCAGAUACCCAUUUUGAAGAGCCACAGUAAUUCUCAGGUUUUUGUUUUCACUUUCAAGUUCUUUGUAAGAAAAAGAGCCCAUAAGCUUCGUUUCAAAGGUGGAAUCUGGAAUGCUUGCUCCUAGGUCUGGUGGCUGGCAUUGUUAAAGGGGAGGUCAUACCAGCUUCUGCAGUGUCCUCCUGGCUCACCAGUGAGCAGGGGAUUUCCCCCAUCCCUGUGCUCACUGCCAUUCCCCUCAGUUUUCUGCAAUUAUGCUGCAAAUUCUGCAUUUGUAUGCUUAAAAACCUAAAUGUUUAAUUACAUGAAAAAGCUUGUUUGAUUUGAUUAGCACAGACUUACAAAAGCAUCUGGAGAAAGUAUCUUCCAACAGGGAAGCUGUUCUUGACAGGAGAACAGGAUUAAACAGGCAUUUAGAGAGUUAAACCCUGGUGUCUUUUGGAGGCAUAGCUGGAACCAAGACCUUAAACCAACCAGAUCUGCUGUACAAAGCCACCUCAGCUGGUGCAAAUGGGCUCCAAUGGAUUGGGAGCAAAACUAAGGACUUACAGUCUUGAGAUUGAACUCGAGUAGGUCUCUUCAGGAGGUGGCCAAAGAGGAAUCAAAAACUUCUGGUUAGCCUUUGCCUGUGGCCCGCGGGGCAGAGAGGGAGAGACAGAGAAAAAUGAAACAGAAUUACAGUCUCAAUGCUGUGAUUAAUGUUGGUGUUGAAAGGGGAACAGGGUUCUCUGAGUUGCCUGCCUAAUCACAGGCUGUAACCUGCUUGGCAAGUCUUUUCCACUUUAGACUCUCCUGGCUGGCAGCCAGAAAUAUUACUUCUGGGACAGGUGACAUUGUGUAGGUUUGACAUACCUCUUCUGUUGUCUUUGUAAUGCUGCCAGCAUCCUGUGGUCAUUUUCUGUCAAUUGGGCUCUUGUUCCUUUGGGGGACUUAUAGCUCAAGUAUUCUUUCUUUCUGUUGUGGAGGGGAGAGGGAGGAAGAAGAAGGGAGAACUUAGAAAACAAAAUUAGAUGCUUGAGAUAACAAAGGCUAUACCAAAUUCCCUAGGAUUCACAGCAAGGAAUUAUGCUUCAGGUCAAUUUUGAUUUCUAGAAACCAACCUGUUGGUUAAAUCCCAGAUCAAAAGUGCUCCUUUAAAGACUUGCUCUGUGCCUUGACCAUUGCCAUAAAAAAAGCAAUGUUGAAAGAGUGUGGUAGGUCUGGGUUUAAGCAGGGCUCACCAUGUGCUUAGGCUUUAAGAAAAAAAGCUGUUCCAUGAACAGCUGACCUUAUGAAGUCUAGUUUCCUGCAGGUUUGGCUUUCUGUCUCGUCACCUCUGUAACCCCGUCUCCUCCAUCUCUCUCGAGAAAUCUCUUGCAGACAAGAAGGAAGGCAGCAAGCAGGUGUCUGUGGGUGCUGCUUGAUCAGCUGCCUGCCCCAUGGCAUCUCCGCUGAGCUUUCUCACCUUCUCAGCCAGAUCCUGGGAUCUUUCCCUACUGCACAAACCAGGUGGGAACUAAAUUAUCUCAAAGACUUCAAUCCCUCUUCCAAAUCUGGGUGAGAAUGGCAGAUGAAUGAAGUGCUACUGGGGAGGAGCAGUGUUGCUGUGGAAAGACAGACUGAGAUGGAGGUCUGUUUCCCAAGGAAACUGCUAAAAAAAUAAUGCAGUUGUGCAAACAUGGCCACAGUUUAGUAACUAUUUGCAGUCCCUGUGUGUAGCACGGUGUGGAGUGGAAAGUGCUGCUGCUCCUAUUUGUGCUUAUGACUCUGCUGAGGACUCUCUGUGUCCCUUGGCGUGUCACUGAAUGUCACGUCUCAGGUCCAUCCCAGGUGAAAGGGAGAAAAUGGGGCAUGUUGCCUGAUGGAUGUCAGGCUCUUUGGGUUAACUCUGGCCACGUGGAGGGGACUGCACAACGGGGCCUCAAACUUGGCUGAGGCCUUUGUGUUUCUGGAACACAAACAACAACUAACUUUCAGUUUAUAAUAAUCUCAGUAUGUAUCUAUUUACAUAGCUGUUUAGUCCAUAAAAGUUUCUCAUGAAGGCUCUUUCCAAAGCACGUAGAGUACGUAAGGCUAUUGCUGUGCUAUUGCUGUCCAUUUCUCCAGCUUCAGGGUUCCUUUCUGAAGCAAAUUUAAGCACCCGAAUGCAAGCUGACCAGCAGUCCUGACAAUAUUUGGAGCUCUAAAAAUGAGCACUAGGAUUUUUGAUACUGUUCCCAUUUCUAACUGGCAACCAAGGGAAAGCUCUCGGUGUGGAGAGAAUUAACAAAAUGCAUGGGUAAGUGAUGGUCAUGACUUGUGUUUUGCCAAGCAGAGGCAGGUCAAGCGAUUUGGGUGGAAAACAAAACCCAGCUCUGAUUGGCAACAGCCUCGGCAUAGCGAUCCCCACCUCCUCGUCUCCUCUGUCACUCUGGAACAUGUCCUUGGAGCACCUCACGGUGCAGCAUGGGGUCAUGCCAGGUGGCCCGCCAGAUCUUCAGGGAGAGGGGAGCAGGAACCAUCCAGAGAGGCCAGACGGUCAAUACAGUGAAUUGAGAACCAUGGAUGACCAUUGCAGCUCCCAUUAACUAAAUUAACCAGCAUCCUGCCUGGUCUGCAGAGGCAACUUCAUCAUACUCAUGAUGGGAAAUGUGUCCAACGCCUUGGUGUUCAUCUCCACCUUAUCGGAGAGAGAAGACCUGAUUUUUGGCACACUCUAUUUAGUCUUUGGCAUUGUGUCCCUCUCUGGGAACUCGCUGCUCCUGCUGGUGGCCUAUCGGAAGAGGUCAAUGCUGAAGCCUGCCGAGUUCUUCAUCGUCAACCUGGCCAUCAGUGACCUGAGUAUGACAGUGACACUCUUUCCCUUGGCCACCUCAUCCUUCUUUGCGCACAGGUGGCUGUUCAACCAGGCAGUGUGCACCCUCUACGCCUUCUGCGGGGUCUUGUUUGGGCUGUGCAGCCUCACCAGCCUGACGGUGCUCAGCACGGUUUGCUGCCUGAAGGUCUGUUACCCAGCAUAUGGCAACAAGUUCUCGCCCUGCCACGCCGGAGUGCUGCUGCUGUGCGUCUGGGCAUACGCCCUGAUGUUUGCCACGGCCCCCUUGGCCGAGUGGGGCAGCUACGGCCCCGAGCCCUAUGGGACAGCUUGCUGCAUCACAUGGAAAGCCUCGAGCAGGGAGGCCACGCUCUACAUCCUCGCCCUCUUCAUCUUCUGCUACCUUCUCCCCUGCCUCCUCAUCCUCGUCUCCUACUCGCUGAUCCUCUGGACGGUGCGGGUGUCCCGGAGAGCCGUCAGGCAGCACACGUCCCCCCAGCGCAGAGCCCGCAGCGUGCACAGCCUCAUCGUGAAGCUGAGCGUUGCCGUGUGCCUGGGGUUUCUGGCUGCCUGGACCCCUUACGCCGUCAUUGCCCUGUGGGCAGUCCUUGGCGAUGCCAGCCAGGUGCCGGCACUGGCCUUUGUGCUGUCAGCUGUCUUUGCCAAGUCCUCGACGCUCUACAACCCCCUGGUGUACCUGCUCUUCAAGCCCAACUUCCAGAAGUUCCUCUCCAAGGACAUGAUGCUCCUCCAGGCCAUCCGCACCCUCCUCUGCUGCGGGUGCCCGAGUGCCGCGCUCCAGCCCUUCCCAUCCUCGGGCUUCAGUGGCCACCCUGGGGCUUGCAGAAACUGCAACGACACUUUUGAGUGUUUCAGUAACUACCCCAAGUGCUACAAACUCCCCCAGGUGCCUGGCAGCUCGCCCCAGCAUGGUUCCCUGGCUAUCCUGGCUGAUGGAGCUGCUUGCCAGCCGGGGCUGAAGAGGACGGUGCAGAUGAUGGUGCUUGUCACACGGAAGAGGUCAGACCUGGGUGCUGUGAAUGUGGCAGGGGAAGCCCUGCCGUCGGAUAUCAUGAAAGACCUUCUCUGAGCACAACCAUGCCCGGCUGUGUCCCACCAGCGCACUGGAAGACAAACCCAAACGCAGCAUUUCUCUCACCUACAUAUCCGAUGGGUCCCCAGCAUGUUCUGUAGAUGAAGUGACACGAAAAUUUAAGACCAACCUUGCCUCCUUCUCCGGUUUGGCUCUUGCAACUCUGAGCCUAGUCUUUGCACUUGCAAAAAAAAAAAGACCCCCAGUGCCUGAAAUCUGCCCAGCGUGCAAGUCCAGGGUGCAGUUUCUCCUGUGGCUUGCUCUCUGGGCCCUUGGCCUUUGUUUUUCCAUCCUGGUGCUCUGAUGACCAAGUAGGAACUUGGUUGUCUUAAGAAACUGUGCCUGGCAGGGAGGCCUGGGGAUCAGGAGGCCCUGAGAGGCAUCCUGCCUCCAGCGCCAGCUCCUACAGCCCCCGCUGACCAUGUCCUGUCCUGUUGGGGAGCGGGACCAUGCCACUCAGCUACCUCACUUGGGAUUAUGAAGCAUCUUUAUAUACCUCUCAAGAGACUACUCUCUGUGCAGGCUGGGUUACCCCACUCCCUCGAUUUGAGUGCAAACCCACCACCGCCUAUAGAUCAAAAUGGGAGCUUGUCUUUAGAGUAAGGAUUUGGGGUUAAAAUAAUCCCAGUGUGAGUAAUAGCAGUCCCAGGUCAUGCUCUCCAGGCAGGGAAUGGCAAAUCUGUGGCCGAGCACCACCCUGGAGCUGUGGCUGUGGCUGCAGGGUGUCUCCUGGCAGCUGGGACGAGGGGGCAGCUCACGCCAUCUGCACUGCCGCG
Molecule: messenger RNA, 13615 nt
Organism: Harpia harpyja (harpy eagle)
Lineage: Eukaryota; Metazoa; Chordata; Aves; Accipitriformes; Accipitridae
Product: opsin-5-like
Exons: 8
Coding region: 11571-12836 (421 amino acids)
Biological process (GO): G protein-coupled receptor signaling pathway
Cellular component (GO): membrane
Molecular function (GO): G protein-coupled receptor activity
Source: RefSeq, a predicted model, not a curated record